Molecule: messenger RNA, 1494 nt
Organism: Naegleria fowleri
Lineage: Eukaryota; Heterolobosea; Eutetramitea; Acrasida; Naegleriidae
Exons: 2
Coding region: 1-1494 (497 amino acids)
Source: RefSeq, a predicted model, not a curated record
AUGUUGGUUCUUGAGGUGGAGGCACACCACGAAUACAAAUUAAGAAAAAAAAACAGCAUUAUUUCGGUCUUCAAUCGCUUGAAUAUUUCGUACGACUCAUCAUUGAGAGGCUCAUCUUCAUUGCUACUCUCGUUCGCAGAAUUUUGUCCCUGCCUAAGGGUACAUGUUCUUCCUAUUGGCUCACCAUUUAUCUCGCCAGUAUUGAACCCUUCAAGUAUCGAUGAAUUAUCCUUGAAAAUUAGAUUUAGUAGUAACAAUACUCCAUCCUCGGCGAUGACUCUUCUCAAUUCAUCCACCCUCACAACAUCACCAAACAAUUCAUCCGUUCAUAUGACCACUCCAAAGGCUCCUAAUCAAAAUAAUGGCACAACCUUUUCCUCAUCUUUCCUUUCUACUCCUAAUAGAUCACAAGCGAAAGCUCUCUCUUCCUUGUAUCCCAAUAUUUCGGAACCCAGAGAUCUUUCAAAGCCUCACAGAAUAGCAUUGAGUCCUAUUAAAAGUCCUCUGCACUCAACACUUCAAAAUCCAAGCAUCAAUUCAUCGUUCAAAACCUUCAACUCAUCAAUGGAAACCCCUUCAUCUCCCUCAAUGUCAGCUGCUUUGAGUCAAACGAAGAGUGCUAAAAAACAAAUCGAACACGAGUAUCAGACUCUUUUGAACCGAAUAAAAUUCUUGGAAGAAGAGGAGAGAAGGUCAAGGGCCAAAUUGCAUCAAUACGAUUUUAUCACUCAAAAGCAAGAAGAAACAAAGAAGCUCAAACAAAAUACGAAUAACCUCUUUCUGAAAAAAAAGGAACAGGAACUCAAGGAAAUCGAAGAAAAAUAUCAGAUUGUAUCUUCUGUCAAGGAUGGACAUUUGUACGCAAAAGAAAAAAUUAAAAACUUUGAAGAAGCAAAAAAGCUUGAGAAUUUGGAAUUCAAGAAAAAGCUAGAACUAUUUAAAGACAUUCGUAAAGAACAACAAAUGAAAUUAGUAAAGUAUAAUGCUGUCAGAAGAAACGAAAUUAAACAAUUAAGUGAAAAGAUGAAAGAAGAAAAUAGAAUUAAAAGAGAAGAACUUGCAAAGCAAAAACAAAUCGAAAGACAACAAGCUAGAAAUAGAAAUGAAACCAUGUAUCAAGAGAGACUGAAGCAAAUCCAUCAAGAAAAAGAAAAGCAAGUUCAAGCCAUAAAAUCCCAAAGAAUUAGCCUUGAUGAGGUUCAGCAAUACAGAAUUUCUCAGUCACAUGAUGCUGUCAUUCAGUAUGCUUUGAGAGAAAUUGAAAAGGAACAGGAAACUGCUGUGCAAUUAGAAAAAUCGAUUGAACACUUGAAGAAGAGAGAAGCGGAAGCAAAAAGAAGAUUGGAUGAAGUGGAAAGAAAAUUGCAAUCAAGUCCUGCUUCUCCUUCCAAUGGACACCGAGAUGGAAACUUGAGUAAUCUUUCUCUUCUACUUGACCGAUCACCCAGAUCAAAAAGAGCUAGAGGUUUUGCACGAUCUCCCUCUGGCAGAUAG